Dermacentor silvarum is the source of this 650-nucleotide messenger RNA. Its product is annotated as glutathione hydrolase 7-like. The coding region runs from base 1 to 489 and encodes 162 amino acids. The record is from RefSeq and is a predicted model, not a curated record. Lineage: Eukaryota; Metazoa; Arthropoda; Arachnida; Ixodida; Ixodidae. Gene Ontology annotation, cellular component: plasma membrane. The transcript has 3 exons. Gene Ontology annotation, molecular function: glutathione gamma-glutamate hydrolase. Gene Ontology annotation, biological process: glutathione catabolic process.
AUGACGGACGCGGAGCCCUCCUCGAGAGCCGGAGCACCGAGCCCCGCGAUCCCUUCGAGGCCUAACUCCGUCAUCGCCGCCGUGCUGCUGGAGAUACCGUGGGAGUGCCUCGCGCUGGUCGUGCUGCUGGCGAUCAGCCUUUGCACGGGCUUGUCGCUGGCGGUGCACGCACUGUGGACGCGCUACUCCGACCACGGGUCCCGUGCGGCGGCCGAGGCGCGCCUGUCCAGUAGCGGCGACUUCCGCUCCUACGCGGCCGCCACCGACGCCGUUCAGUGCGCGUCCGUCACACGGUUCAUCUUCGAGCGCAACGGGUCGGUGGCAGACGCUGCCAUUGCGACGUUCCUUUGCGCAUGCGUCGUGCUGCCCCAUGCUGUCGGCCUGGGCGGCGGAUUCAUUGCGCUCAUCUACGACAGGUUGAGUAUCCUUUCCACCUAUCUUUCCCCUAUGUCGUUUAGUGCCGCUAUCCCCUUACUGAAAAAAAAAUAGCAUCGUCAUCACAGGAAGGAAAAUGCGACGCACGUUCUGGACGCUCAGGAGGUGGCCCCUUUGGCAGCCAGGCCUGACAUGUUCAUUCAGAACACGGACGAGGCACUCGUGGGUAAGAGCUCGUUUGUAACCACGCCCUGAUUGCAAAAAUCGCUGCUUAC